CCAUAGGCCACUGGGAGAACAGAACCCCUGAUCCAGGAGACCUCUUCUCACGUUCUUAAAUUCAGCUCUCUGAGCCCCUCAAUGUCUUUGAAACGAUCCCGAGUCAAAGCUGGAGCCAAGUCUUCCACGUCCCUUCCUUUGCAAGCACCCUGGAGAUACGGCAUCUAUGGGUUAAAGAGCUAGAGCUCAUGGGUUCUUUUCACACCUUCUACGCUAGUGGAUAAAAGCUCUCCUGCCUCCUUUAACGGUUUGAAAUGAGACGCUUUAAAAACUAGGAGCCAGGUCGUUUUCUUCCCGGGGCACUCCUGCAGGAGCUUGAGCGGAGAGGGGGGGGGGGUUAAUCCGGUUGCCAGGACGUCUGGGUCCCUCCGGAGGAGCGUGCAAUUUCGCUUGUAGACGGCUGAGCUGGGCGGCGCCUCUUGGCCGAAGUCCAGGACUCGGUGUCUUUGGGCGGUGCUGCGGUCGCAACUCGUGCUUCCGCGUCCGGGAACUCCUGGCUGCCGGCGUGCAGUUUCUCCCAUUGCCGCGGCUGCUUCGUUUCUGCGGAUGUCCAAGGAGCCUGCUACCUUUGCUGAGAAGUCCAUGGAUUCCCCUGCCCCUCUCUGUGUGGAGACACCCUUGCUUCAUGCUUGCUCUCCUGUUCCCCUCGCCCUCCAAAAGCUGGAGGAAUCCCGGGCCCGACUCUUGCAUCCCAUUAAGCCUUCUGCUUCAUGGCUGGCUUCGCUGAAGCCUCUCGAUACGCAGAGCCGAGUUGUGCCAGGCCACUUGACAACACGGUAUAUUCUGAGCGCCCUGGAUUGCAAAUGCUACAGCUUAGCUCCUGAUCAGGCACAGCCUCCAGCAACCAAAGCUAAGAAACCUCUGCCAUGUUCCGCCUUCUCUGAACCGAUCCCGCUGGGUCUGGAGAAUUCCUUCCUGAAACAGCCUGCCCACUUUGGUCUUAAGGGGCUGAAGGAGUCCAGAGCUCGCCUGUUGCGCCCUGUUGCCACCUCUUCCCCAUGGCUGGCCUCUCUGAAACCUUUGGCUGUGCAGUUCUCUUCCCGAUUGGAUCCUCAGGAAAAAAUCUGUGGCCAGAUGUACCUGGGUUUGCCACCAAGUUUCGGAGCCCAGGAUGAGGCUGUUGGAACCCGCACCAAACUGGAGCAGCCACAAGAGGAUGGGGAUGAAGUGGACUUAGCUGACGAGAUGCCAGAAUAUGUUCUGAGCGUGCCCGAAGACCAGUUGAAAGUGCAAACUGAAGAGAAGGACCCCUCUGGAGAGGCGAUGCCACUGGAGAGCGAGGAGCAGCAUUUGAAAGAACAAAAAUUGAUGUUGGUGAGCCUGGCCUGCUGCUCCCUGGUGGAAGGGCCAAAGUUUGGGAACCCUCCCAGUGAGCUGCAAGAGGCGCUGAUGCAUGUGUGCAAAAGCUUAGCAGAGCUGGAACCUGAAUUCAUCCUCAAGGUUGCCCUGUACACUCGCCAAGAACUGAAUAUCCGCAGCACAGCCAAUUUUCUCCUGGCGCUAUCUUCCCGCCUUCUGCCCUGCCGCCCAUAUCUGCGCCGCUAUUUCUGCCACACCGUGCAGCUUCCCUCUGACUGGAAGGAGGUGGCCAGGCUUUAUCAGAUCCUAGCAGGGGAAGGAGAAGCUCUGGCUCCGAUGCCUUCCUGCCUCCGUGCUGCAAUGGCUGAUAAGUUCCGGCAGUUUGAUGUGUACCAGUUGGCCAAAUACAAUACCCGCAAGAGCCAAGGGAAAAAAUCCCGUCGGCCAAAGAUCAAAAAGCCGGGACCAGGAGUCUCUAAUAGUGAAAAGCAUUCACUUGCCUGGAAUCGACCUCUUGUAGCAAAAUUAAAAACUCUUCAGAAUAAGUUUCGAAGGGAGCGUCCAAAAGCCUCCAAGGAUCUUUUCUCAUUGAAGGCUUUGGUCCAGCGCCUUCACAUUGGUGAGCCGUCCCAGCACGUGAUGAGUCUCCUGGGAUGCAGGUACCCCUCGGAUUUGCACGCCUUCUCACGAAGCCGCCUCCCCGGGCCCUGGGACUCGAGCCUGGCUGGCACUCGCAUGAAGCUGCCGAAGCCACAAACCUGGGAUCGGGAGCUGAGCCAACACGGGAACAAUGCCGCAGUCUGGGAAGAGCUGAUUGAUGCAGGGAAGCUGCCUUUCAUGGCCAUGCUGCGGAACCUGCGCAGCAUCUUGCGGACUGGUGUGAGCGAGCGGCAUCACAAACGCUUACUGAAGCGCCUGGAGGACAAGGAGUCUGUGAUCCACAGCAGGCAGCUCCCUUUUCGCUUCCUUGCGGCGUACAAGAUCAUCCAGGAACUGGAGAAGGACCUUGAAGACAAGGAAAAGCCCUGCCCUAGCAACACGGCUAUUGUCCUAAAGAUCGUGAAGGAAUUUGGACUGCCCAUCUCUAAACCUUGGCACAUCAGAAAGCCAAAGCAGUCUUUUACCCGCCGAAGACUUCGUUACUGCAUGGAUAUCCCGGUUAUCUUCCAGAUGGUGAAGCAGGAGAAGAAAAAACUCUCCAAGGCCAGGGAUGUGCAUUGCAGCCGUGCCAUUCUGCAGCGUUACCGUGAGGCUUUAGAGACAGCGAUCCACGUUGCUGUUCGGUACAACGUGCCCCCAAUCCCUGGCCGCACCCUCAUCCUGAUCUCCUGCCAAUCAGAAAUGUGCGAGCCUUACGUGCAAGCCCGGGAUCUCUGCUGCCCAAGCACUGACCAGAAGGAUCACAAUGAACAGAGCAGCAAACCCCUCACGAAACUGGACAUGGCCAUGUUGUUGGGCUCCAUGGUGUAUUCUGUGUCGGAGCAGGCCCAGCUUAACCUGUGCUCCUACGGAACUGUUUUGGUGCCUGUUGCCAUGACAGGCUCUGUGCUGAAGGACGUGCAACUUCUGCAAAGUAAGGACAUAGGCCUAUUUCGUGACAGAAAUUUUGCAGUCAGUGACGUCAUCAUGGACCUUAUUGCUCGCCGCCAGCAUGUAGAUACAAUUCUCUUGCUGAGCGAUAGCCCCGAGCAUACUCUCCGUGGCUCCUGUCUUUGGCUAUAUCGCCACCAUGUGGCUCCAGAGUGCCUCUUUGUCAAUGUCUGUGCUCGUGCAGCGAGUUCAAGGACGUUUAGUUCCACGAAUGAAGUUGUGAUGAGUGGGUUCAGUGAGCAGGUACUCAGAUUCAUGGCCGAAUGUGGUGGCUCCCGGUUCCUAGAGCACGUUGAGAAGGCUGAUGAAGUCCACGGCCUGCCGAAGCAGCGGAGGGCAGCAUCGGCCAAGGAGGAAAUGAAGGUUGCGCCCUUGAUACCUGCCCCCAAGAGCAGGUGGCGCUCCGUGAGGGUUUUUGUCUCUUCCACCUUCCGGGACAUGCACGGCGAACGUGACCUGCUGAUCCGCUGUGUCUUCCCUGAGCUAAGAGCCCGGGCAGCCCAGUUCUGCCUGACAAUAGAGGACAUUGACCUCCGCUGGGGAAUCACCGAACACGAGAGCCAGCAGAACAAGCAGCUGGAGCUCUGCUUGUCGGAAGUCUCUCAGAGUCAGCUCUUCAUUGGGAUCCUUGGCGAGCGGUAUGGCCAUGUCCCUGAGGAGUAUUCCUUACCAGAUGAGCCCCAGUUUGAAUGGAUGAAGUCUUAUCCAACAGGCCGCUCCAUCACUGAGCUGGAGUCUGUUCAGUUCCUGAACGGUUGCAACAAUCCUGCUUCAGCGUCCAGGGCAUUCUUCUACUUGCGAGAGCCAGACUUCCUUGGCUCCGUGCCAGAUGCGUGGAAGGCAGAUUUUGUGACUGAAUCGGAGGAGGCCAAGAGUCGGCUGGCAGACUUUAAGGAAUGCCUUGAGAAGUAUGAGGGUGUGGCUUCAAUUGCCAGAUAUGUUUGCCAAUGGGGCGGAGUAGCCCAGGGCAGGCCAUAUGUCAAGAGUCUUGAGGAUUUUGGUGUCAAGGUCUUACAGGAUGUGUGGGAAUGCCUCCGGCAUCAGUUUAUUGAGAGAGAAGGCUCCACUCUUGACAAUGACUCAGACAAGCAGGAAGAAAAUGUUCUGCAAGACUCUUUCCAGGAGUUGCAGCAGAGGAGAUUCUGUGCCCGGGCAAAACUUCUCCAUGCUACGGUCGCCCAGCUACGUGGGGGCAAGCUCUACGUUGUGAGUGGUGAACCCGGCCAGGGGAAAACCGUCUUCUUGGCGGCUCUUUCCCAGGUCCUCAGAAUGAAGGCCCCACCACAGAAGGAAGACCCUGCUCCCAGCUACCAUGUUGUGGCCCACUUCACUAGGGCCCGGCCCGAUCAGGCCGAAGCCCAGGUCGUAUUGAGCCACCUGUGUGCCCAGCUGAGGAAAUUGCUGGAGCAGCCUCCAACCCCACCCAGAAGCUACAGGGGGCUGGUUGGCCAGUUCGAAUCACUCCUUCACUCUGUGGCCCAGUCUUUGAAACGACGCCAGUCUCUAGUGGUUUUGGUAGAUGGUGCUGACCUUAUCCACGUAGCCGGUGGGCAGCUGGUUUCUGAUUGGCUGCCUGAGGAGCUGCCUCCGCGAGUCAGCCUUGUCCUCAGUGUCUCUGAGGAGUCUGCUCUCCUUGGAUCUCUGAAGCGAUGGAAGGAUGCAGUCUCCAUCUCCCUUGGAGCCCUAGACCCCCCUGACCGAGUUGCUGUGGUCCGCCAAGACCUGGCCUUGUACGGCAAAAAGUUGGAAGAGUCUGCUUUUAAUAACCAGAUGCGGCUCGUGCUCCUGAAACGUGGCUCCCGGCAACCUUUGUACCUGACCCUGCUGACCCAGGACCUGCGCCUCUUUGCUCUGUAUGAGAAGCUCUCUGAGAGGAUCCAGAAGCUGCCGGUGUCCCUCCCUUUGUUGCUGCAGCACCUGCUGGGGUGCCUGGAGCAAGAUCACGGGGUGGAGCUGGUCGCUGUCGCCCUCGUCGCUCUCUGGGCCAGCAGAGACGGGCUAACAGAGCAAGAUCUUUACGCCAUCCUUGCUGAUUGGAAAGAGCUGAAUGGGACAGACUUCACCUUGGAAGAAGUCGUUGGCGUUGAAAGAGAAGCUGGGAGCUAUCCCAUGGCCCCCUUCUUUGAUUUCCUGCGGAGCCUGAGAGGCCUGCUCGGGGCAUGUGGUUCCCCCACAGAGCCCCCAGGCUCCCGGCUGCAUCUCUACAACACUCCCUUGAGGAUGGCGGUGGAACGGCGUUACCAGAAGAAGCCAGGUCUGGAACGCAGAGCUCAUGUACUCUUGGCAGCUCACUGGUUGAAACGGUCAGACCCAGUUGAUUCUGGGACCUUCCAGAAGUGUGAGGCAGAGCCCUUGUUGGCACUUCCCUAUCACCUGGUCCAAAGUGGCUGCUUUGACAUGCUGGCUGAUUUGCUGAUUGACCUGGAAUUCCUGAGUGCUCAUGUUCGGCUGGGUCUCCUCCACUGCCUCUCUGCAGCCUAUGCACUUUGGGAGACCGGUCCUCCCUUGCCGAUCAAAGUAAUUGUGAGAGCCUUCCGGGCCUUCCUGCAAAGGAACAUUGGGCUGUUUUCCCAGAACCCUCUGAUGGUUUUGCAGCAGGCAGCCAAUGAACCACAUGGCACAAGCCUCUGUGUGCAGGCUUUGGAUGCCCUCCGUGAAAAUGGGAGGCUGAUCCUGAGAUGGAUUAACAAGCCUCAGGAAGCGCAGAAGACCAGUAGUCUUGUCCUGACCUUGCCUGCUGCUCCUUCCUGUGUCUCGAUUGCUGCUUCUGGAAAGCUGGCUGCUGUGGGCACCACUGAGGGAACCCUGCACCUCUUGGAUGUGGAGACUGGGCAGGAAUUGAAGUCUUUGCUGAGUGCCUGUGAUGGGAUCUCGGCCUGUGAGUUCCUGUCAGAGACGGCCGUCUGUCUCGGGGCAUUCAGUGGACUCUUGGAGCUCUGGAGCCUGAGGGAAGGGUGCAGGCUCAUGGUGACAGAUGCUCACAAGGCCCAGAUCACAGGCUGUUGUACCAAUGCUGAUUGCAAGCUGCUAGCUACUGUCUCACUGGAUGGCUUCCUCAAGCUCUGGGCAUCUACUGAUGGUCAUCUGAUGCACCAACGGGACUGUUUAUGCCCUUUGAACUGUGUGACCUUUCACCCCGAGGGUCAGUUGGUGGCUACAGGAGGGUGGAACAAAAUUGUUACCAUCCUGGAUGCAAGUGACAUGAGCGUGACCUCGGUGAUGAAAGGCCAUGACGCCUCCAUCCAUUCCAUUUCCUUUUCCUGUGCUGGGAAUGUUUUGGCAGCUGGGUCCCUGACAGGAUCUGUCCACCUCUGGUCUUGGCGGGAGGCUGUCCCCUUAAGCACAUUCUUGGCUCACUCAAGUUGUGUCUCCGCUGCUCUCUUCCUCCCAGGGGGGAAGCUGCUCACGUCAGGAGAAGAUUGCAAGGUCCAGCUCUGGGCAGGUCACCUGGGGCAGCUCUGGAGCACUUUAGGAUCAGUGUGCUUUUCCCCGGCUCUGUGUGCUGCACCCAGUCCUGAUGGCAGCCGGUUGGCUGUGGGGCACCAUUCAGGCGACCUCCGGAUCUACAAGCACCCUUGGCACUUCGACACCACACCGAUCUACUGCAACGCAAUUAGAGUAGCUUUCUGUAGCCUGGCUUGGCUGGACAACCUUUACCUGGUUGGGGGCAGCAAUGAUGGGUCCCUGACCAUCUUGAACACCUUGGAGCUCUGUCCCCCUCGCCUCCGUAAACUGCAGGCCCACAGCGGAGCUGUGACAGGCCUUGCUGUCUUCCAGAAUCUGGUGGCGUCAACAUCAGAGGACUUCACUGUCCAGGUGUGGCUUUCAAAGACACUGAGAGCAGCAGACCCAGCUGCAGGCGUCGGCGUCUCACCCCUCGCUGUCCUCCGGGGUCAUACCGCUGGGGUGACUUGCUGUGCCUUCAGCCUUGAAGGCUCCUACCUUGCCACUGGAGGCAAAGACCGGUCCUUGUUUCUCUGGGACGUCUGCAAGAAGACCCCAUCCCUCUGGUGCUCCCUGCCUUUCUGCCACCAGGACUGGAUCUCCAGUUGUGCCUGGGCUGGCCCCAUGUUGCUCACCGGCUCCAACGACUGCACUGUCUGCCUCUGGGCUCCCAAAACUGGCCAGCGCCUCCAGGAAUUCCUGGGCCACCAAAGCCCAGUCUGUGGCGUCGUGAGCGAGAAAGAAUACGUGUUCUCCGUGGGCAGGGAUGGGAUGCUGGUGGCGUGGGACCAGCAGGGGACGGAGAAGACGCGGUUCUUGGCUCACCCUGGUCGGGCUAACCACUCUGCAGGCUUCAGAGAUCCACGGAAAAAAGAGUUUAUGUUGGCUGCAGCUGGCUGUGAUGGCACAGUGAAACUCUGGAAACCCCUGAAGCUGGGGGAACCCCACCUCCUUCCGGGCCACAGCGCUGCUGUCUGUGGAGCUGCGGCCUCCCCAGCAUCUUCCUCUUUCCUGACAAUAUCUAAAGACAACACAGUCCGAGUGUGGACCGUUCCAGAGAAGGCGGGUGUCGCCGAAGACCUUCCACCUCACCAUGGUGCGGUCACGGCCUUGGCCUGGUCCCCAGAUGGGGAGUUUGUUGUGUCUGGCGGGGAGCGAGGAGACCUGAUUGUCUGGCAUGAAGCCGAGGUUGUGGAGAAAGUAAAGGCUGGCCCUCACUGCAUCAGUGCCUUAGCCUUCACUUCCCCACACACAGUCCUUGUGGCAACUGAUGGGAUCAGCCUCUGGGGCAUAAGGCGGCGAGAUGAUGGAGCUAUCGGCUUGACCUACAAGAAAUGUCUGCGCCAGGCAGAGGAGGCUCCAGUGCUCUGUGUGGUAAAGCCUAGGCCUCACGGCCCUUUAGUCCUAGGAAUGACUGAUGGAGAGUUGUUGGUGCUCAAGCCGAAAGGGAAGGAUUUCCAGCUGAUCCCAUACACAGACAGAGCAUGGGAUAAGACGGAGCAUUUGAGCUUUGACAUCGCUGCAGCUGAGGAGGGGGGCAUCGUUCACAUCUGGGACUCCAUGGACAGACCUCGCUUGUUCAAGAUGAAGUUGACCAAAUCUGGGAAGUUAGUGGAUACAGAAACGCCAGAGAAGAUACCAUGGACACCAAAAAGGCCCUCUGUGUGGGUCACGGUUGCCCGGUUGGUCAAAGAUAAAGUCCUGCUCUAUGCUGACUCUGAAGGAUCCCUCUGGACUCAGACCCAGCGGAAUGAGGAGGGUCUGGAUAAAUGGGAGCCCGAAGGCUGGCAGAGGAGGAAGAUUCACAGUGACAAAAUCACAGCCUUGCAUGUCCUUGGAGAUAGGAUUAUAACAGCAUCCCAUGACCGAGAUGUGAAGAUUUGGGAUGGCGACACAAUGAAGCUGCUGGGCCAGUUCCGCUGCCAUGGGCCAGUUUCACAGCUCCAGCCUUGGCUCCGAGACAACUCGUCACUCUUCCUCUACGUGGGUGACACAUUGGGCAACGUCUACUGCUUGGAGUGGGGCUCCUGUCCUCGUUGAGGAGCCGUCUUCCUGGGGGUGCCAACCCGCCUCUCUGGCCUGCAACUCCCCUUUCAAGGCACGAGUGUUGAUGUUUCACCAUUACAGCCUCAGACUGAGUGUUCAGCAGAGUCCAGGUGCUGAGAGGGGGGAAUCUUGCGCACUCUUGAAUGGCUUCUUGGUUGAUGUAGAGACAGUACUUCUGUGGUGGCCUGCAGUUGCCUAGCAACUGUGGGUCUUAGGCCACACAGCUCAAAUAACUAUGUGAGGAAAUGCCUUAGAACCUGUCUAGAGCCUAAGUUUGAUCAAAACAAGUUUUAUAACUCUACAACCACAGAAGCGAAAGACAGAACUUGUAUUAGACCACCUGUUGCUGUUCCUUGUUUCAGAGGGGCUAAAACCUUUCUGUUGUCUGUACAGACUCCCCUCCCCCUGCACUCAAAAUACUCCCCUACACCAAAUUUACAAUAUAUGUCAGACUCUACAAAAACCAUUUCUUUUGCUAAUGCGCCUUGUCUUACCUCAAAGUUGAUGGGGGGGGGGGGAAAUAAAGCAAUGUCAAUCA
This is a messenger RNA of Rhineura floridana, 8917 nucleotides long. RefSeq names its product telomerase associated protein 1 (gene TEP1). The coding region runs from base 547 to 8373 and encodes 2608 amino acids. Gene Ontology annotation, biological process: telomere maintenance via recombination. The record is from RefSeq and is a predicted model, not a curated record. The transcript has 56 exons. NCBI's taxonomy places the organism in Eukaryota, Metazoa, Chordata, Lepidosauria, Squamata, Rhineuridae. Gene Ontology annotation, molecular function: telomerase activity; telomerase RNA binding; protein binding. Gene Ontology annotation, cellular component: telomerase holoenzyme complex.